AUGGGUCGCCUUCGUCGUUCGCGUACACAUCAUGCAAAACGGGAUGUUCAUCGGGGCGCACGCACACGAGCCCGUGCAAAAGACUUAGACCAGAUUCAACUUAUCGAUUUGGAUCCCAAAAACCGCGCCGCCCUCGAAGCGCAACCGUUUGACUUUGACAAGCCAGGGUUGGCCCAGCAUUACUGUGUUGAAUGCGCAAAAUAUUUUGAGAGCGACAUUGCAUUGCAGUCGCAUUGGAGGAGUAAGGUGCACAAACGACGGUGUAAAGCCCUCCGAGAACCAGCAUACACCAUUGAAGAAUCAGAACGUGCUGCAGGUCUUGGAAGGGAAAACAAGCGAACGACCACAAGUGUAUCAUCAGCUACAACAGCACCCAUGCAGGAAGAUAUUGCUUCAUGA
Molecule: messenger RNA, 399 nt
Organism: Fibroporia radiculosa
Lineage: Eukaryota; Fungi; Basidiomycota; Agaricomycetes; Polyporales; Fibroporiaceae
Exons: 4
Coding region: 1-399 (132 amino acids)
Molecular function (GO): zinc ion binding; nucleic acid binding
Source: RefSeq, a predicted model, not a curated record